This is a messenger RNA of Trematosphaeria pertusa, 663 nucleotides long. RefSeq lists its product as uncharacterized. The transcript has a single exon. The record is from RefSeq and is a predicted model, not a curated record. Lineage: Eukaryota; Fungi; Ascomycota; Dothideomycetes; Pleosporales; Trematosphaeriaceae. Bases 93 to 566 code for a protein of 157 amino acids.
CCUGCAUUCGCGACGGGCUCAGGGUAUGGAGUCUAUACUGGUCGCGAGCAGAUGUCGAUAUCGCACAAUCAUUCUCGGAGGCUCAUCGAGGCAUGCGACGGCGGGGGUGGCGGCGUGAGAGCAGGACGGGCGAGGCAAAGGUUGCGCUGUUGUUUCGCCCGUCCGGUGCAAUCCCGCUUCCCGCCUCGGAGGGCCCGUGCUCCUGCUGCUGCUCCGAUUGGGCUAGCGCCGCUCCAGCAGACUUCACGCCUCGACUUUUUCCCAAACCUCCCACGUUCCGCUACCAUUCCCAUCUCCUUUCCUCUUCUCAGCCCUGCCUAGAACGCGAAUGGUCUGCUCCCGGCGGUCUCGGUGCCCGCGUGCUUUCCCAGUCUCUCAUUUCGAGUCUCCAUGUCCGUCGUGCUCUCGGUCGCUACUUCUUUCCUUCCCCUCACAUCAGCAGCCUAGCCAGCUCUAUCACGUACCAACCCUCGUCAGCCCCCAAUAUUCUCCUCCUUAGAACCCCUCUAUGCCAAUCAGUCUCAAGGAUCGACUUUUCAUACUGCGUCAUUCAUCGGGGAGACUGAGGGCUUUGGGCGUUCCUGGCACGUGCGUUUGACCGACCAAAUUUGAGAACGCGCACCUCAGUCUUCGCUUCCCCUCCACCCCCACCUCUCAAAUCCG